AUGGAAGUGGUGGACAAUGAGAAUCAACAAUGGCAACUGAUUGGGUUUUCUGGAGAGCCAAAUACAAGCUUGAGAUAUAAGUUGUGGGAACUAAUGAGGAAGCUAGUUGAAGAUGUGGAGCUAGAAGAUCUGGGAUGCAUGGGACUUUGGUACACAUGGGAAAGGGGGAGAGAUCCCAAUCGGAUUAUAAGGAAGCGACUAGAUAGAGCACUGGGAAACAGGGAGUGGAAAUAUUUAUUUCCAAGGUUUUCGUUUACUAAUAACCCAAUCGUCGUAUUUGAACAUAAUCCGAUUUUGGUGGACACAGAAGGAUGCAAAUUAAACAGGCUUAAGGGGCGAAGGAGAAGAAGGUUCUAUUUUGAAUCGAUGUGGCCCAAAGAGGAGGAUUGUGAUGACAUUAUAAGCAAUAGCUGGAAUAGUGGGACAAGGGGAUGUCAGCAUGAAAAGUUGGCUAUUGUGAAGCAACAUCUUGGCACGUGGAACAAAGCUAUGUUCACCACUUCCACAUGCAAAUCAAGGAGUUGA
Molecule: messenger RNA, 525 nt
Organism: Durio zibethinus
Lineage: Eukaryota; Viridiplantae; Streptophyta; Magnoliopsida; Malvales; Malvaceae
Source: RefSeq, a predicted model, not a curated record